AUGGCACAGCAAGGAGCUCAGCUCGACGGAGCAAAAUUCUGCUGUUCGAUCUGUUUGGAUCUACUGAAGGAUCCGGUAACUAUUCCCUGUGGACACAGCUACUGCAUGAGCUGUAUACAAAACUUCUGGGAUGGAGAGGAUGAGAAAAAAAUGUACAGCUGCCCUCAGUGCAGAGAGGCCUUCACACCGAGGCCUGUCCUGAUGAAAAACACCAUGUUAGCAGAUUUAGUGGAGGACCUGAAGAAGACUGGACUCCAAGCUGCUGCUGCUGCUCCUGCUGAUCUCUGCUAUGCUGGACCUGAAGAUGUGGCCUGUGAUUUUUGUACUGGGAGGAAGCUGAAAGCAUCCAAGUCGUGUCUGAACUGCCUGGCUUCUUACUGUGAGAAUCACCUCCAACCACACCAUGAGGUAGCUCCAUUAAAGAAACACCAGCUGGUUGAACCCUCCAAGAAGCUUCAGGAGAACAUCUGCUCUCGUCAUGAUGAGGUGAUGAAGAUGUUCUGUCGUACUGAUCAGAAGUGUAUCUGUUAUCUCUGCUCUGUGGAUGAACAUAAAGGCCACGAAACAGUCUCAGCUGCAGCAGAAAGGACUGAGAGGCAGAGAGAGCUUGAGGAGAGUCAAAAGAAAAUCCAGCAGAGAAUCCAGGACAGAGAGAAAGAUGUGAAGCUCCGUCAACAGGAGGUGAAGGCCCUCAGUCGCUAUGCUGAUAAAACAGUGAAGAACAGUGAGAAGAUCUUCACUGAGCUGAUCCAUCUCCUCCAGAAAAUAAGCUCUGAUGUGAAGCAGCAGAUCAGAUCCCAGCAGGAAACUAUAGCGAGUCGAGUUGAAGAGCAUCAGGAGAAGCUGCAGCAGGAGAUCACUGAGCUGAAGAAGAAAGAUGCUGAACUGGAGCAGCUCUCAAAAACAGAGAAUCACACCCAGUUUUUACAAGAUUACAGACCACUAUCACUGCCUUUGCGCCUUAGAAUGCCAAACUUAAAUUUAUGUUCUAAAGUAAACUUUGUGGAUGUGGAAGAGGCUCUAUCAGAGGCCAAAUCUACACUGCUGGACAUUCUGAACAAGACCUGGUCAAAGUGGUCUUUAACGAUACCUGAAGUCGAUGUUUUAGCAUCAAGCCAAGAAGCAGAACCGAAGACAAGAGCUGAAUUCUUACAAUACUCACAACAGAUCACACUGGAUCCAAACACAGCACUCACGCAUCUGUUACUGUCAGAGGGGAACAGAAAAGCAACAAAAAUGAAAACAGAAAAGAGUUAUCCUUAUCAUGCAGACAGGUUUGCAUAUUACUGGCAGGUCCUGAGUAAAGAGAGUCUGACUGGACGUUGUUACUUUGAGGUGGAGAGGCGUGGGAGAUGUGCAGUAGCUGUGACAUACAAAGAUAUUGACUUUAGAGGAACCACUACUACAAUUCAAAGUCCAUUUGGAAACAAUGACAAGUCGUGGGCAUUGGAUUGUUGCCAAAUUAUGCAUCUAUUCAGACAUAGUGAUAACUUGACAGUCAUCCCAGGUCCUGUUUCCUCCAGAGUUGGAGUGUACCUGGAUCACAAAGCAGGUAUUCUGUCCUUCUACAGCGUCUCUGAAACCAUGACUCUCCUCCACAGAGUCCAGACUACAUUCACUCAGCCUCUCUAUGCUGGAUUGCGGUUUUACGACUCUCCUUUUGAAUCCACUGCUGAGUUUUGUAAAGAUUAA
Molecule: messenger RNA, 1692 nt
Organism: Scomber japonicus (chub mackerel)
Lineage: Eukaryota; Metazoa; Chordata; Actinopteri; Scombriformes; Scombridae
Product: tripartite motif-containing protein 16-like
Exons: 1
Coding region: 1-1692 (563 amino acids)
Molecular function (GO): zinc ion binding; protein binding
Source: RefSeq, a predicted model, not a curated record